Messenger RNA from Lutzomyia longipalpis, 2313 nucleotides. Its product is annotated as glucose dehydrogenase [FAD, quinone]-like. Gene Ontology annotation, molecular function: flavin adenine dinucleotide binding; ecdysone oxidase activity. The record is from RefSeq and is a predicted model, not a curated record. Bases 309 to 2168 code for a protein of 619 amino acids. The transcript has 3 exons. NCBI's taxonomy places the organism in Eukaryota, Metazoa, Arthropoda, Insecta, Diptera, Psychodidae.
AGUCUUUGUUGAGAUUUUGAAGAAAAAACAUCUUUAUAAAUUUUUGGUUUUAAACCUUCUAAAUAAUUUCUAUUUUAUGUUUAUAAAUUGUAGGAAUAUUAGAAUUUUUUUUUAGUAAAUAAAAGUCUUUAAAAAUCUUCAAAGAAAAAUUCUUUUUUUCAAUAAUUUCCAUUCAUUUUACGUCUUUAAUUAAUAAGACACGACAAAGAGCUGGAAUCAGGUUUUUAUUUCCAUCUGUACGGAAGGAGAAGAAGAAAUUGCCAAAAGUCAUUCACUUUUGCUCCAAAGAAACAAAAAUAAAACUAAAAAUGGAAUGUUUUACAUCACCAUGUGCAAGUUUAAGUACAGGAGCUGCAAAUCAGUUCCUUGAACUUCUUGUGAACUAUAUGAGCCUUUCUAUGUGUUCCCUUUCUCCACCUGAGAUGUGGCCUGCUGAUUAUGGAGAUAUUGCCAUUAGAAAAGGUUUUGGAAAUUACGAUUUUAUUAUUGUUGGAGCAGGAUCAGCUGGAUGUGUGCUAGCUAAUCGGCUUAGCGAAAAUCCAGAUUGGAAAAUUCUUCUAUUAGAAGCUGGAGGUGACCCUCCAAUUGAAGCAGCUAUACCUGCUCUAGCUUCAGCUAUGUACAAGACACAGUACGACUGGAACUAUAACACUGAAUCAAAAGAAAACAUCAAUAGAUACGCUACUAUCUGGCCUUUGGGAAAGAUGCUAGGAGGUUCUAGUUCAAUGAAUUUAAUGGCUUACGUAAGAGGUAACGAAGAUGAUUACAACCGCUGGGAAGCUCUUGGGAAUCCAACCUGGGGAUUUGACGAUGUUUUACCGUACUUUAAGAAAUCCGAAUGUAAUCGUAAUCCUGAAAUCGCGGACGCUUUUGGGGGCUACUACCACUCAACUGAUGGCUUACUUUCUGUUCAGCUCUGGAGUGGCAACAAUUCACUAACCAGCGACAUAAUUGAAGCAGCUAGGGAGUUGGGAUAUCCUUUUGUACAGGAUGUAAAUGCAAACAGGCAUACCGGCUUUACAUUUCUUCAAGCAACGAUUAAUGAUGGAAUUCGUGCAAGUACAGCUGCAGCAUUCUUAGUUCCUGCCAAGGAUCGACCUAACCUACAUGUAGUCAAACAAGCGCAUGUUCUUAAUUUGGAGAUUGACGGCAAAGGCGUAGUUUCCGGAGUUAAAGUCCUUCUCAGAGGGCAACAAGUACUCAGCGCUUAUGCUGAAAAAGAAGUCAUUGUUAGCAGUGGAACUAUAAAUUCCCCUCAAAUUCUCAUGCUGUCUGGAAUUGGGCCAGCUGAUCAUCUUAACGAAAUGGGACUCCCUGUUGUAAGUAAUCUGCAAGUUGGUAAGAACCUACAGAAUCAUCCAGCUAUACUUCUAGCUCUAAAAGUCGAUCCAGACACUCCGGCUGCAUCAGAAACUGACUCUCUUCAAGCUUUCUUUCAAUACCUAACAGGACAUAAAGGACCUUUCAGUACAAUUAGUUUACAAGGAAUCACAGGCUUUGUAAAUCUUGAAGAUCCCCUGGGAUUGUAUCCUGAUUUCCAAAUAACUCAUACUUUCUUUCAAAAAGGACAACAAAGCAAUGCUGAGGGUUUUCUCAAAUCCGUUGGGUUCAGUAAUUUUCAAUUUGUGGAAAAAUUAGGGGCUGAAGUGGAAAAAUCUGGCGUUCUUUUUGUUUCUCUCGCAUAUCUUCAGGAGAAAUCAAGAGGAGAAGUUUUGUUGCGUAGCGUUGAACCUGCAGAGAAGCCUCGGAUCUUUCCUAACAACUUAUCUGAGGAAUCUGACGUUGAAAUCUUACUUAAGGCUAUACGAUGGUAUUUACAAUUCCUGAAUACGGAACCAUUCAGAUCACGUCAAGUUACUCUUCUCGAACUCCAACUUCCUGAAUGUCAAGGACUAGAAUUCGGUAGUGAUGACUACUGGCUUUGCUACUUGGAGCAUUUAAUUAGAACUUUCUCCCAUCCCGUUGGGACUUGCAAAAUGGGCCCUGAUUCCGAUCCUGACGCUGUAGUUAAUUCAAGAUUGCGAGUUAGGGGAACUACUGGGUUAAGGGUCGUUGAUGCUAGUAUCAUGCCCUAUAUUGUCAGAGGAAAUACAAAUGCCCCAACAAUUAUGAUUGCAGAGAAAGCAGCUGAUUUUAUUAAAGAAGAUUGGGGCUUUAGUGUUCAAUAAUUACCUAUCUAUAUUCAGAAUUAUUUCAGAGAUUUAAAAGCAAUAAACAGUUCUUAUGUAGUCUGAAGAAGUCUGUUAAUUUCAUGGCUCAAUCAAAUGUUUGUUUUUGAAGCAAAUAAACUCUAUGCUUUUCUUGCGACAAAAA